GCCUGAUGGAUCCCAGUACGAUUCUUCGCUGCAGUUGUGUCUGUAAGAAAAGUAUGUCUCGCCAGCUUCAUACGCACACGCACAAAAACAUAUAUUAUUCAUAUUCAUAUUCACAUAUAUAUUUCAUUUAAUUUCCAACGCUCUAUUCUAAAGCCUUUAUGAGCGAAGAAAGUCGAUCUACUCUUCCAUUUCUUAAAAUUGUAAUCACAUUUAUUAGGCAUGUUAUUUUAAUCUACGUUUGCUCCAAACCUGUUUGUAAUCCCAUUAACAUAAAGGUUUAACAUUAUAGCAGAGCUUCACUGACAGAUUGGCAUACCCAAAACAAAUACGUAACACAUUUUGUAAAAUGCCAUGCUGUAUUUGAGAAUAGCAUUCUCAGAGUAUACUUGUGAAGUGUGAGGAAUAUAAGUCAAUAAUCAAAACAUUGAUAUAUAUAUAAGCAAUGCCAUAUGUAUUUAUAUAAAAUGUUCUACAUAUAUUGUGCAUUAUUUCGGUAUAUUCUCAUCUACAGUACGUACGUUAACAUUUAUCUCAUACUACCGUUUUAAGGUUAUAAACUGUUUUUCCGAUUGUUAUUUUUUCUAACGACUUUAACUCAAUAUUAAACUACUUGUUGUUGGUGGCUAAAACGAAUAUGAAUUGACACGUGGGUGAGUGUUCCAGAGGCACUUCAUUCGUGUAUUAUUCCGCAGUUUUUUUCCAGACAGCCUCCCACAGUUUAUGAGCCUCUCGCGAGGUACAUGCGAAGUGCCCCUUCACUAAUGGCGGCGCUGUCUCACCACAGUGAGGUCGGCCUCGAGAAUUUCUGGCUGGGAAUGGUUUGCUCCAAAGGGCUAUCUAUAGGCAUAAGGGUGAUUUCAAUGGUGCAUAUGAAACAAAGUCGUUUUGUUGAGCCAUUUUUCACUGCUUUACGUAAAAAUGCAUCAUCGGGUUUGUUUUGAUCCUGCGGGGCUGCGCCGCCAGCAGCCAAUCAAAUGCCAGAUGAGUCAUGUGACACGCCCCGCUCUGCCCCGCCUCGUCUGAAUGUAAACUCCGCGCGACCGUCUGUUUCGAUUCAUUCAGAGGCUGCCGUCGUCGCGACUGCUGGUUCGAGACCUGCCCCUGUCCAAUAAAGAAACCUUGAAUAUCGAUAAGAAUCUUUCCAACUUGAGCACAGUUCUCUUGAGCCACCUCCCAAAGUUCGAGUCCUCGAAGCCGAAACGAAGCUCAACAUGAAAACCAAAUUCAUCAACGGCGUGUCGUCGUCGCCGUCUCUGUCGCUGGGUUUGCUUGUGACGGAAAACGCCCUGCACGUGCAGCCUGAGGUCCCAGACGACUGCAAGGAGCCGGUCCGGACCGAGCUGGUGGAGCCGGAGACCCGCAGGAAGGCGUUCCUGUGGUGCCGAGAGUUCCUGCACGGCUGCUGGAAGAGCCUGGCCGAGGAGGACUUCCACAUCACCGUCAUCAGGGGUGGUCUGAGCAACAAGCUCUUCCUGUGCAGCCUCCCCGACGGCCUGGACACGGCCGGGGACGAGCCGCGGAGCGUGUUGCUGCGUCUCUACGGUGCCAUCCUGCAGAUGUCCUGCAACAAAGGAGAGUCACAACAGUCAAACAAAGAGAACCACUUCCAGGGGACAGAGGCCAUGAUCCUGGAGAGUGUGAUGUUUGCCAUCUUGGCUGAGAGAGAGUUGGGACCGAAACUCUAUGGAAUUUUCCCACAGGGCCGUCUGGAACAGUACGUGCCGAGCCGUAAACUGGACACCUGUGAGCUGGCCGAGCCCAGCAUCUCCGCUGAGGUGGCAGAGAAGAUGGCCAGGUUUCACGGCAUGAGGAUGCCUUUCAACAAGGAGCCCAAAUGGCUGUUUGGGACCAUGGAGAAGUACCUGAGUCAAGUCAUGAGGCUCAACUUCACCCGAGAGCCACAGCUGCGCCGCUUCAACCGGCUGCUGAGCUACAACCUGGCCCAAGAGAUGGAUGUCCUGAAGUGUCUUUUGGACUCCACCCCCUCACCUGUGGUGUUCUGCCACAACGACUGCCAGGAAGGAAACGUCUUGCUUCUGAAGGGACGUCAGAGCUCAGACAAGCAGAAGCUGAUGCUCAUCGACUUUGAGUACAGCAGCUACAACUACAGGGGCUUCGACAUCGGCAACCACUUCUGCGAGUGGAUGUACGACUACAACUGUGACGAGUUCCCCUACUUCAAGGUCAACCCCAGAGGGUAUCCUACCAAAGCUCAGCAGCUCCACUUCAUCGAACACUACCUGCGUGAGUUCGACCAGGGCUUUGACAACCUGUGCAAGGAGGACCAGACCAGGCUGAAGGAGCAGCUGUACGUGGAGGUCAACAGGUUCUCUCUGGCGUCCCACUUCUUCUGGGGGCUGUGGUCCAUCAUCCAGGCCCGACUGUCCACCAUCAAGUUUGGAUAUCUGGAGUACGCCUUGUCCCGAUUCGACGCCUACUUCCAGCAGAAGAAGACGUGGGCCGUCUAGACGUGGCGAGGCGACGGGAGCCCAGGAGGUCACACAGCUCAUACAAAAAACUGCGCUUUACUUACACUCGCUGCCUCUGCUGGCUGCGGCAGUGGGCGUCGACCACCGGCCGACCGUGACCGCGGGGCUUUCAGCGCACGCCAAACGCGCAGCUAGAAACAAACUAACAUUCAUCAGGCUGCUUCUGCCUCGUCGGCGCGGGGCGGGGAAUGUGGGGGCGCAGAACAUCGCAUCACUGUAUUGAUCAUUCCUGGACGGCCGUGUUCCGAGGGUCACGUGAGCUGCGUCCUGCUCGCGUGAGCGGCAGGCUGCGUCCAGGCGCUCUGUGCGGCUGACGACUGGACUGACAGGUCAAAACAUUACGACCGGCUUUUCCUCUUUUUGUUUUCAUACUUGUUUUGUUCGUCCAUUUGAGAAGCACUUACAGUGACUGUGAAUGUGUGGUGAGGGUUUUUAGUCUAGUUUACAUGCUAUUUUGGACUCUUCUCAUGCGACUUGCUUUAUAUGAAUGUUCCCUCCCUGUCGGCCGGAAGCGGCUUCUGUGAGAUUUACUGUGAGUCGAGCUGAAGCGCACGUCUGCGCGGCUUUGGCACUGCUGAGUCGUGCGUGUUUUAAGGUGUCACGGUGAGCCCAGUUUUAUCCAGACAGUUCCGACCACAGCUGGGAGCCGAUUGAGAGCCCAAGGUUUGAGUUACUUUGUUGAUUUUUUAGAAUAUUUUCUCAUCCUAGUUUCAGCUUUGCUGUUUUCAUUCAGCCGUGCUGCACUGAUAUCUUUGAGUUGGUCACAUGAUGCAGCUGCAACAAGCCAGGCCGAUAGGAAUGGAUCUGAUCUGUUCUCCUCCUCUGGAACUCUCAAGUAGCUUGUGGCUAAUCUGUAGCUGAUUCCUGGUGUGUUACGCUGACAAUAGUCAUUAGUCUGUUCACAGUAACCAAGUCACUGACUCGCUCGCUGCGUCAUCACCGCUCUGUCGUUGUUACUGAUUCACUUAAGCUCCACAGCAAAUGUCAGUUUUUAUUUACCCUGCAGUGGCAGUGUUCUCCUCUGGACUGACUCACUUGAGAGGGACUCGGAACUCUUCAGUUCUACCUCACGACUGUGUAUUUACUGUGACCGAUGUGGUGAGCUUCACCUCCGUUCAGCUUGGGUUUGUCGGGAAAGUCCUGGUCUCGUCGCUCGUGUCUUCGGCCGUUUACGUGAGAUGUGUUUGCUGCAUGUUCCCAACUCCUUCAUGACCACGGACGCCCGGGUCGGAACGAACAAUGGUGAUCCAGACCGUCUUGACGGACGACCAAAGUCUUGGGCUGAGGACCGUGAGAGCAAAUUGGGAUUCGUUGGGAAGGAUUCCGACCUUCCGUGGGCUGUUUUUGGAAUCUCUUUGAGGCCAGUGGAAGUUUGAAUGUCCGGUGGUUUGAGCCCCAAAAUGAACCAUCUUUGUGCUUCAUGACUGUAUCUGCCAGCUCUUCAAGUCUCAGGUGUCUGAGGCGUCGACAUCGGUAACCUCAUCGACGAAUUCUGGAGUCGACUCCUCUUCUCUCUGGCCUAACUAUUGGAGCCUUGGAGCUGAAGAGGCUUUAACGUUAGCCGAUCCUGAUGGACGAGACCCUGUGAUCACGAGGGCUCGCGCUGAGCUGAACUGAUAUCACCAGAGAGCAAGGAGCCGCGACUGACUUUUUAAAGCCGAUAAAUAGGUUCAUGUAUUCAUAACGACACUACCUUUGAUGUGAACUGCACAGAGGCUCCUGAUUUAAGGACAGAAUUCCGUGUGAAAGAGGGGUAGAUUUAGACCAAAGUGACGACAAAGAUCAGGGAGUCCGCUUCUUCCAAACCAGAGUGUUUCCUCGUGAGGUCCAGUUGAGGCACUGAGAGCAGCUCCAGCCGGCAUCAUGUUCACUCGCCACUUCAUUUAGAGUUACGGAAGCUGAGGACGGCACUUCGGAUGGUCUGGUUUUCCACUGUUUGAUUUGAUGUGUUGGAUAUUUGGUGAGCGGCAGGAGGAGAGGGAAGCGCCAGGCGAUGCCACAUGUUUUUCUUACUAAAUGUUGAGUGUUCUUGCGACUGUUGAAGUGCACUUUAGUCCGGCUAACAAGAGCAGCUGCUGGAGCUCGGCGUGAGGCAACACACCGACAUGGAAGUGCAUUCACACCUCCACUGUGUUGACUCUGCAGCUGCGGUGUAAUCUGCUCAUAAACACAUUCUUUGUCACGGUUUUCGGAUUAACCCAGCGUUGCUGUACAUUCCUGCUGUUGCACAAAUAAACUUGGGAAACUGAA
Synchiropus splendidus (mandarinfish) is the source of this 4739-nucleotide messenger RNA. It is a transcript of the gene chka, whose product is annotated as choline kinase alpha. Gene Ontology annotation, biological process: phosphatidylethanolamine biosynthetic process; CDP-choline pathway. The transcript has 12 exons. Gene Ontology annotation, molecular function: choline kinase activity; ethanolamine kinase activity. The record is from RefSeq and is a predicted model, not a curated record. NCBI's taxonomy places the organism in Eukaryota, Metazoa, Chordata, Actinopteri, Syngnathiformes, Callionymidae. The coding region runs from base 1212 to 2468 and encodes 418 amino acids. Gene Ontology annotation, cellular component: cytoplasm.